CGUCCCCGCGGGCAGUAAACCUGUCCCGGAGAGAGAGAAAUCCCUUAAGCCCAAGGUCCUGUGCGUUGCACUUGUCAGGGCACCUGGGCGCGUGAAAACUCUAGCGGACUCUCCUGGAAAGGAGAUCAUGCCCCCCAAGUCUCUUUCCAGCCUCGCCCAGACCGCGGGGGAGAAUCAGAGUCGUUUCCUUCCCGGGGUGUCCGAAGGGGGUUUCCUGCCCGCCCCCGACGGGACCACCGCCGACUUCGUGAUCCGCUGUGUGAUCCCCUCCCUCUACCUGCUCAUCAUCACGGUGGGUUUGCUGGGCAACAUCACGCUGGUGAAGAUCUUCAUCACCAACAGCGCCUUGAGGAGCGUCCCCAACAUCUUCAUCUCUAACCUGGCGGCUGGGGACGUGCUGCUGCUGCUCACCUGCGUCCCGGUGGACGCCUCGCGCUACUGCUUUGACGAGUGGAUGUUCGGGGACGUGGGCUGCAAACUGAUCCCCGUCAUCCAGCUCACCUCCGUGGGGGUGUCCGUGUUCACUCUCACUGCCCUCAGCGCCGACAGGUACAGAGCCAUCGUAAACCCCAUGGACAUCCAGACAUCAGGGGCGGUGCUGUGGACCUGUGUGAAGGCGGUGGCUAUCUGGGUAAUCUCUGUGCUGUUGGCGGUUCCUGAAGCCAUAUUUUCUGAAGUGGUGCACAUUGGCAGCUUGGAAAACGGCAGCUUCACAGCGUGUAUACCCUACCCUCAGACAGAUGAGCUACAUCCAAAGAUUCAUUCAGUGCUCAUCUUCUUGGUCUAUUUCCUGAUACCACUUACUCUUAUUAGUGUUUAUUAUUAUCAUAUUGCAAAGACCUUAAUUAAAAGUGCACAUAAUCUUCCUGGAGAAUACAAUGAACAUACCAAAAAACAGAUGGAAACACGGAAAGGCCUGGCUAAAAUCGUGCUCGUCUUCGUGGGCUGCUUCGUCUUCUGUUGGUUUCCAAACCACGUCCUCUACCUGUAUAGGUCUUUCAACUAUCACGAGAUCGACCCAUCUCUAGGCCACAUGAUUGUCACCUUGGUUGCCCGGGUUCUGAGCUUUUGCAAUUCUUGCGUCAAUCCAUUUGCUCUUUAUCUGCUCAGUGAAAGCUUCAGGAGGCAUUUCAACAGCCAGCUCUGUUGCAGGAGGAGGUCCCGUCCACAGAGGUCAGCCAGCUGCCUCGUCAGCUCCUCAGCCCUGCGGAUGACGUCUCUGAAGAGCAAUGCUAAGAACGUGGUGGCCAAUUCUGUUUUACUAAAUGGACACAGCACGAAGCAGGAAAUGGCACUGUGAUUUUGGUCAUUCGACUCACUGUCUGGAAAGAACUUACCUUUCUAUCCCUAUGGAGUAGAGCAGAACAAUUUUCUCGUUCUUACUGUUGCUCAGCUACUUCAUUAGACGAUUUCAUGAUUGACUCAGAAAAGACAAGACAAACAUACUUCGCGUUUUUCUCUGAACAGGAUUUUAAAUUACAUUAAAAAAUAUACAUUACUCCCUUUAAAAGUGAUUCAAUAGGCAA
Ceratotherium simum simum (southern white rhinoceros) is the source of this 1526-nucleotide messenger RNA. It is a transcript of the gene NMBR, whose product is annotated as neuromedin B receptor. Gene Ontology annotation, molecular function: bombesin receptor activity. Gene Ontology annotation, cellular component: plasma membrane. The record is from RefSeq and is a predicted model, not a curated record. NCBI's taxonomy places the organism in Eukaryota, Metazoa, Chordata, Mammalia, Perissodactyla, Rhinocerotidae. Gene Ontology annotation, biological process: bombesin receptor signaling pathway.